Formica exsecta is the source of this 2979-nucleotide messenger RNA. Its product is annotated as death-associated inhibitor of apoptosis 1-like. The transcript has 2 exons. Lineage: Eukaryota; Metazoa; Arthropoda; Insecta; Hymenoptera; Formicidae. The coding region runs from base 1372 to 2400 and encodes 342 amino acids. The record is from RefSeq and is a predicted model, not a curated record. Gene Ontology annotation, cellular component: cytoplasm; nucleus.
UAUUCUGCAACUACAUCUUUUGUCGUAAUCUUGUUAAAUUAACUAUGGAAAUAACUCAAUGCAAUCUCGAAGUCUAUCUAUUACGAAACACAGACACAUCUUGUCUCUUCGUAACAAAGUCCCUUUACUUCAGGUAUCUUUUUUUAAUAGUAUACAUUCCGGGAAGAGGGGUAGAAGGAAGCGAAAGAAUUUGGCUAUAGUUUUGCAUUAUAGGAAUUUACUAUAGUGCAUUAAAUGUGCAGCGCCGUAUAUGUUAUAUGAUACCUCGUGAGAAAUUUUGUUCUUUUUACAUAAAAUUUUAAACAUUCUUAUAUAACGAUAACGAAGCACAAAUUCUUAUUCUUCAGAUAUUGAGAUGUACUGCUAUGGAUCUAUAUUAUUUCUUUUAUGUUUUUUAAAUUUAAAUUACAUAUUCUUAUAUAUUCUUAUAUACAUAUAUAUCCUUCAAAUUUUAAAAGAUUAUAUAUAUUAUGACAAAGUAUGCUUUAUAGCGUAUUAUAUAUAUUUUGAGAUUAUUGCAGUUUAAUGUCAGAAUAUUUCAAGUCCUGCAAUAUUAUAUCUGCUUCUUAAUCUUAUUGUCAAUAAAAUUUCACAAUAUGUUCAUAACAUUAACGAAUGAAUAAAUUAUUUAACAGUGCUAAAAUUUUUUUAUAUCUUUGUAAAUUACGAAGGACAACAUGAAAGCGUUUAUGGUCUCGUUGUGGGUCUUAAUAUUCAUCUUACGUUACUGCUAUUUUGUGUAGUAAUCGAAAGAGAAGGGCAAAAGAAAAACUUGACUAGGCCUUACGCCUUACGCCUUACGCUCAUUCACAUAUUUCAGGCGUUUGUAGAACUGUCUAUGCUCGCGUAGAAACAUAUAUUAUGUCUAUAUCUAUAUAUGUACAUAUAUAUAUGCCCUUCUGUUUACAUAUCUCGUGCAAUAUAGCGUUUAUAUCGUGUAUUAUUAAUAUAUUAAUUUUAUUGUGCAUUGUUAAUAUUAUAGUAUUAAAAAUUUGUAUUUCAAAAUGUCUUGUGAAUUUAAGACGUUGUAAAAAGAAGGUACGUACUUUACGCAAAUGUGUGAUAUUUAUUUAAUACAUUUUUUAUAUUAAUUUGUACGCAUAGCUCUCAACCGGCAAAAAAAAAUAUUUUCAUAAAAUUGUCUUUAUUGAAUUAUCAAUAUAAAGUCUCGUGUUUUAUAUUUUUUCUAUAAAAUUAAUUCUCUCUGUUUUCCUGUAGGUUCUAUAAGGCACACGCGUGCAUAUAUAUUAUAUAUAUAUGUAUAUAUGUAUAUAGCAUAUAUCAAAACAGAAUGAUUAAAAUUUUGGUAUUUUUUGGAAGCUGGCAAAUGAAAGAUAUUUUAAGUACAGUAUACAACAAGUAUAAAAGAUAAUGUUGAUUUAUCGAUAUCAAACUGCUAGGCUUGACAGCUUCAAAAAUUGGACCGCAUCGUACAUAAAACCUGAGAAACUUGCAGCAGUUGGUUUUUAUUUUACUGGCCGAAAUGAGUCAAUUAAAUGUUUUGAGUGUCAUUUAGAAAUAUCCAAAUGGCCAAGCGGACUCGGUGUAGUAGCAAAUCACAAAAUUUUUUCUCCAAAAUGCAAAAUUGCUCGUCAAUUUUCUUGUAAUAAUGUACCAACUAAUCUCGAUGAUAAAAGAGAUAAAUACGUUUAUGAUAUGGAGCAUAACGAGUUUAUGUUACAUAUAAAAAUAGCCAAGCAUCCAGAAUAUCGCUUUUAUCAAGCUCGUUUCGAUAGUUUUGCAUCGUGGCCUCCAGCGAAACACCAAACUAGGGAGCAGCUAGCAGAAGCGGGAUUUUAUUAUACAGGACACCUGGAUGAAGUAUCUUGCUUUUAUUGUGGCGUAAGUUUGAUGGAUUGGGACGAUAAUGAGGAAUCUUGGGAAAUGCAUUAUAGACGGUCGUCUACGUGUUUUUAUAUACUCACGAUUAAAGGAGAGAAUUAUUUACAAAAUCUCCAGAAAGAUAUUUAUGAAAAACAAAAAAAUCUAGUGAUUUAUAAUACUAUCCCAGCAAUCAAAUUGGCAUGUUGUGAAAUGAAAACACAAGGUUCCCAAAGUUCACAGACUAACACAAAAAAUAUAAGAGAUAGUAUUUCAACGCUGCCAAUUAAAAACGAUGUAACAAAUAACAUUUUAACGCCGUCAAUUAAAAACAAAUAUAUUAAAAACAAAGAUUUUGAUAAGUUAUAUGAUACAAAAGCAGAAAGUUCUAAAUCUCAUGACGAAAGUGAUGAUGAAAGUAAAUUAAUAUGUACAAUUUGCUAUGCGAAGGAACGGAACAUCUUAUUUCUGCCAUGCGGUCACAUAAUAUCGUGUAUCAAUUGUUCCAAAAGGCUAAACAAUGUAUGCCCUUAUUGCCGUAAAGAAAUAAAAUCCACAAUUCGAGUUCGCUAUAAAUAGUAUUCCUGAUCGAAAUUUAUAAAUAAAGAUUUGAUACCAAAAUCUGUCGCUUUUUUUUUUUUUUAAGUAUUUUAAAAUAAGAAUAUUUUGAAAAAUAUAUUUAUUACAUAAUCGAUUCAUCUUAUAUACUUGGUAAAACAUAUUUUAUUAUCAUAAGUUGCUGUUUACAAAAUUCUAUAACAAAAUAAAUUGAACAAUUGGCUUAUAAAAAUCGGUAAUAUUUUUACAAAUUACAAAUCAUUGUAGAAUUAUUAUAAAUUACAAAUCAAAUAAAUAUUUUUAACAGAUAUUGCGAAGAAUCUUGUGUGCUUUGUUAAAAUAUUCGGAAACGUUUACGAAGUGCGUCACACAUACACACAUCGAUACGAAAAUGUAUAAAAAGAAAUAAAGUUUUGACAUAUUUAUCGUGACGACAUUUAUAUAUCAUAUUUUGACAUAUAAUACUUAUGCCUUAUGCAUUAAAAACGCUGUUAUAAUAUCAAUCUUUCGUUCAAUAAAUUAUUGCUUCCAGUUAUAGCUUCGUUUUAUCCAUUAUGCAAAUUAUUCUCAAAAGAGUGAAAAAAUGCAUUCUUUACUUAA